CUUGCUCGGAGUCGCAGCCCGAUGGGGUGAAUCGCAGGUUUCUGGCGGAGCGGGUGGGCGCUUCUCUCCUCCUCCCGCUCGGGGCGACCAGGGCGUUCGCAGGCACCUCGGAGCGGCCCCCGCCGCGGCCCGUUCCGCCCGGGGCAGCUGGCUCCGGAUGGCGUAGCCGGGCUGCACCCCUGGAGCGCAGGGAAAGUUGUUGCCGUUUCCUCUGAAGUUGCUCCUGGGGGUGUCCCGGGUUGACAGACCCGCUGAGAGUAGAUAAUUAAAAGUCUGGAAGACUUGAUUUCAAAGCAUAUACCACUGAUUUCAAAGGAAGUACAUCUACAUGAAGAACUACAAAAGGAGUUGAUUUGAGAAGACCCAGUGUUGCAAAAAUGACUUCAAGUUGUGUGAUUCCAGUGUUUGCUUUGAUGAUUUUGUGUUUAGCAGCUGCAGGUCCUGUGCCUAGGAGUGAAUGUGUGUUAUCGGCUGUCAACAGUUCCCACCCAGUUCAUGCCUUGCUGGAGAGCUUUACCGUCUUAUCUGGUUGUGCAAGCAGAGGCACAAUGGGCCUACCGCAGGAGGUGCACAUCCUCAACCUUAGAAAUCCAGAGGAAGGUCUUGGCCAUCAUGAAAAAGAGGUCACGUUACAUUUGAAUCCCAUUUCCUCAGUGCACGUUCAUCAUAAGCCUGUGGUGUUCCUACUGAACUCUCCUCAGCCCCUGACCUGGAAGCUGAAAACAGAAAGAUUGGCAUCUGGAGUCCGAAGAUUUUUCUUCGUAUCUCCAGGUUCCAUUGUUCAAUUUGAGAAGGGAAAUUUCUCCUUGGCAACAGAAACCAAGGAAAAGCCUUUCCCUCAGGGAAAUGAACAUCUGUUACAGUGGGCCCAAAAGGAAUAUCGAGCAGUCACGUCUUUCACUGAACUCAAAAUAUCGAGAAACAUUUACAUCAAAGUGGGAGAAGAUCAAGUUUUUCCUCCCACAUGCAACAUAGAAAAGAAUUUCCUCUCUCUGAAUUACCUUGCGGGAUAUCUACAACCAAAGACAGCGGAUGGGUGCCUUAUGUCUGCCACAGACCAAGAAAGAGAGGUUCAUAUAAUUGAAUUAAUCACUCCAAACUCCAAUCCCUACAGUGCUUUCCAGGUGGAUAUAAUCAUUGACAUUAGACCAUCUCAACCAGACGUCAUGCUUGUCAGGGACCUCAUACUUAUCCUCAAGUGUAAAAAGUCUGUCAAUUGGGUUAUCAAGUCACAUGAUGUUCAGGGAAAACUGGAAGUGAUUGCACCAAACAGUAUUGGCUUUGGAAAAGAAACGGAACGAUCUAUGAUUAUGACUAAAUUAGUAAUACCUGAUAUUCCCUCAUCUCAUGAGAAUUUGAUUAAGUGGGCUUAUGACCAUGGCUAUAGCCCAGUUACUUCCUACACAAUAGCCCCUGUGGCUAAUAGGUUCCAUCUGCGAAUUGAAGACAGUGAAGAGAUGAAUGACGAAGACCACCCUUUUCUUCCCCCAGAGCUGACCGAACUGUCAGAUAACCCUCUGCCUGCUUUGAAGGAGCCCACAUUAAGCGACGGCCUGGGUUUUCCUUUUCACAUUAACAGAGGAAGGCACGAUAAGGUGGGAGAAGGAAUUUCCUUACCAAGGGAUACAGAAGACACAAUAAUGAGUCGUUUCUAUGAGCAACUGCUUCAAGAAUCUGAAGAACCUGAAGAGGUGCAGGGAAGCAUUGAUGUAGCCCUCUCAGUAAAAUGUGAUGACAAAAUGAUGACUGUUGCAGUAGAAAAAGACUCCCUGCAGGCUAAUGGUUACACAGGGACAGAACUCUCACUACUAGAUCCUGCCUGUAAAGCGAAGAUGAAUGGUACCCAUUUCAUUUUGGAAUCUUCGUUGCACAGCUGUGGGACUCAACAGAUAGACUAUGCCUUGGAUAACAUAGUUUAUUUUAACUCUAUUGUUAUUCAGCUGUCAUCACCAGUGGAAAGUAGUGGUUGGGGAAUUGAUGAUGAAGAUGUCGAAUCGGGUGAUAAUGGAUUUCCAGGAGACACUGAUGAAGCAGAUGCUACCUUUCCAAGCAGGCCUGAAAUAGUUGUGUUUAACUGCACACUCCACCAGGCAGAGGGUGGCAAACGCUUACCUAAUCCUGCGCCUCCUGAACCCCGCAUCAGCAAUGUGACCUUCAACAUGGAGCUUUAUAAAACAGACCUCUUCUUCGCUCCCUUACAAGGACUCUUCUCUGUUGCUGAGAAUGGACAGAUUUACGUUGAGGUUUCUGUGACGAAAGCUGACAGAGCCCUGGGUUUUGCGAUCCAAACAUGUUUUGUUUCACCAUAUUCAAACCCUGAUAUGAUAUCUGAUUACACCAUCAUAGAAAACAUUUGUCCUAAAGAUGAAUCUGUUAAAUUCUACAAUGUCCAGAAGGUGAACUUUCCUAUACCACAUGCACAGAUGGACAAAAAGAGGUUUAGCUUUGUGUUUAAACCUAUAUUCAACAUCUCAUUGCUCUUUCUUCAUUGUGAGCUGACUUUGUGUACAAAUAAAGAAAAAGACACUCAAGGACUGCCGAAGUGCAUUCCUCCUGAUGAAGCCUGCACCUCGCUCAAUGUUGAUAUGAUCUUGGCCAUGAUGCACAAUAAGAAAACUUUCACCAAGCCCCUUGCUGUAAUAACCCAUGAAGAAAAGCCAAAAGGUCCACCUACUCACAAGCCAAAAGGCAAUGGGAUGCAGCCACCAGUUUUCUAUGGUCUGGACACUCUGACCGUUGUGGGCAUCGCCUUUGCAGCAUUUGUGAUUGGAGCACUGCUGACAGGAGCACUGUGGUUUAUCUAUUCUCACACAGGACCUCUGCCUCAUUCAGUGCACAAAAUGGACAAGAAAAGGGGAAACAGCAGGAAGACAGCAGGUCCCCACAUACCCACCAGCCUCUGAAAACAGCAGUGCCGCACACAGUAUCGGCAGCACACAAAGCACCCCCUGUUCUAGCAGCAGUACAGCCUAACCCAAGGGGAAAUAAGUCCAAGGAGCAUCAUAGGAGGGCAGAGGUUCAAAGAGACAGUUUGUUGACAUUAGCUGUCUAAAGUUGGAAGGAUUAAUUUGGUUUCUUUUGAGAAAGGAGGGAUUUCACUGUAGAAAAAAAAAUCACCGGAUCUUUUGGAUAAAUACAGUCUUUGGACCUUUCUACAGCAUGUUAUGCUACAUGAGACAAAGCUAUUAAUUCUACAGUACUGCAACCUGUUAAAAGGGUGUGUGGGCUCUCAGUGCGAAAUACAUGCCAGUUUGAAAAAUGCUGCUUUGUCUAUACAAAAUAAUUUUUGGUUCCUAAACCUUUUCACUGAUAAGGUGUUCGUAAAGGGAUUUCAACAAGAUAAGUAGAAUAAAGGAGAUCUUAGGUCAAAGGAUUCCUACACAUCAGAAGAAGAAAGUCUCAAGCUCAGAUCUACUUGGUUAAAAACCAUUUUAUUACUUCAGCUAUAUUUAACCACUUCAAAAUAACGCCUUGUUUUCUUGAGCUUGACUGCUAUAGCAUCUUACCUGCUUUCUUGUUUUGUGUACAGUUUCAGGUGUUUAACAUGUGUUUGCCUUUGGUAAUUAUAAUGCUCACUAAAGCAACAUUCCCUUUCUUGUUCACUGGGCCAAAACUAUCUUCAGUUAGGGGUUUUUACCCACUAUACACACAAAGAUUAAAGAAAGAUAAUAUGCACUAAUGUUAAUGUGUGUAUACUUAAUGAAAUAUCUUUAUGCAAAUGUGUAUACCACAGUAUACACCAUUUUACUUAAUCUAGCAUGUCUAUUUUUUAGACAGGGAAAAUGAUCUUAAUAUCCCACUCUACUCAUGAGGAGGAUGUUAGAUAUUUAUAAUUGGCUCUUUAGUUUAUAUGCAUAUUUUGAAAUUAAUAUAGAAAAAAAGUAUAUUGAAAUAUACUUGGCUCAGUCCUACAUUCUUUGUGUGCCCUGAAUUCCAGUUGACAUCACUGUGAUUUUGAGUGCACAACGGAUAUACAACCGAGCCUAUCUGUAUAAAACACUGCGUAUAAAAAUUAAACUGUUCUUUUAAGAUAACAGUCCACAGCGGUUUGUGUCAAACUACUAGUUAGUCAUAUGAACUUCGCAGUUGGAUAUUCCCAAAGUAAUGUUAGAAUGUGAGAUGGGCAAUAAGGCACUAAUUUUCAUAGUAUUAUUUUAGUGCUUUUGCCAUACCCUGACCUUACAAUAAAUCCCAAAUGGAGGGAAAAAUUAGAUGUGAACUACUUUGAAUAUUAUGGUGUCACUUUGCAACUGUAAUAUGCUCUGAUUCCUCUGUUUUUGGUUUGUUUUGGGUUGUUGUUUUUUAACGUGAACGCUAUUCUCUUGUCACAGGAUAUGAAUGACUUUAGUAGAGGCUGCUUGUAUUCUACAGCAGGAGAAUAGGAUUCUUUAUAUUAGGGCGAUAUUCUCCUAAGUCUGAACUCAAUAUUUCUAUUGCUAACUCUACACUUACGCCAUGUA
This is a messenger RNA of Terrapene triunguis (Three-toed box turtle), 4460 nucleotides long. Its product is annotated as transforming growth factor beta receptor type 3-like. The record is from RefSeq and is a predicted model, not a curated record. Lineage: Eukaryota; Metazoa; Chordata; Testudines; Emydidae. The coding region runs from base 378 to 2903 and encodes 841 amino acids. The transcript is spliced from 18 exons.